Molecule: messenger RNA, 504 nt
Organism: Phoenix dactylifera (date palm)
Lineage: Eukaryota; Viridiplantae; Streptophyta; Magnoliopsida; Arecales; Arecaceae
Source: RefSeq, a predicted model, not a curated record
AUGCAUCCGUACCUCCUCCUCGCCAUCUACUGCUGCCACAUCUACCUGAUCCUAGAUCUCGGUCUCGCCUCCAUUGCCAAGAUCGCCACCGGUCUCCUUGGCCUCGAGCUGGAGCCCCAGUUCAACAACCCCUUAGGCGCCUCCUCCCUUCAGGACUUCUGGGGCCGCCGCUGGAACCUCAUGGUCUCUUCCAUCCUCCGCCCCUCCGUCUACGACCCCGUCCAAGCCCGCUGGGGGUUCGACGCCGGCAUCCUCGCCACCUUCUUCGUCUCCGGCCUCAUGCACGAGCUCAUGUUCUACUACCUCACCUUGGCACUUCCCACCGGGGAGGUUACCGCGUUCUUCGUCCUCCACGGGCUGCUCACGGUGGCGGAGAGGAAGGCCCGGAAGGCAGGGUGGUGGCGGCCGCACCCCGUCGUGGCGGCGCCGCUUGCACUCGGGUUGAUCGUCGGCACCGGGGUACUGGCUCUUCUUCCCGCCCCUCCUGAGAGUUAUGAUAAUUGA